Molecule: messenger RNA, 1086 nt
Organism: Lodderomyces oxycetoniae
Lineage: Eukaryota; Fungi; Ascomycota; Pichiomycetes; Serinales; Debaryomycetaceae
Product: monothiol glutaredoxin
Exons: 2
Coding region: 1-1086 (361 amino acids)
Cellular component (GO): mitochondrial matrix
Source: RefSeq, a predicted model, not a curated record
AUGAACCUAACAGAUACUCAGAACUUUAUGCAGAUCCACAUCUGGCUAUAUGAUAUUCACCUUAAAUUAUUCUCAGAUUACUUGUACUUUAAAAGGGAGGACAUAUCUUCACUAGUGUUAAUUGGAUGUGUUUUGGUAGCAGUGGUGAAUCUCACCACUGUUCCCAUAUUGGUGCCAAUAUUGGUGAACCAUUUCUGGAUUGUACAAUUAUCAUUAGUGUGUUUAGUCUGGUUGUUCAUUAUCGGGAUGCAUCCACACUUGAGGAGCAAGCUUCUCAAGUGGAUAUACAAUGAAGAGGUAAGGGCAGCACUGCAGAGUACUCUUAAGAGGGUGGAGGAUACAUUGGUAUCCCUUUUGGUCGAGGAAGCAGUGGUACCCGCUGCUUCUCUUGUUGAGAUUUAUGAGUUGCAAAAAUGGGACCCAGCACUAAAAGUGUGGGUGCCUCUAGGGUUUUCUGAUGAUUUCUUUACUACAAACACAGUAUCACGCAAAUGUCAGAAACUUCAUAAAUGCGACUCUUUAAAAGAGAUCAAGCCGCCACUUGGGUACAUCUAUGUGCAACCGCAGUGGGUGCUAGACAUCCAAGUACAGUGGAUUGAAGAGAAUCUUUUGCAGGAUGUGGUGAUAGCUGAUGAGAAUGAGAAAUGGGUAUAUGAUAUAGGGGAUACUCCAACUAUUACUCAAACCCGGUUCAUAUCAACAGAAAUAAGAGAUGCAAUAACCCAAGCUAUAAAUGCCUCGCCUGUAGUUCUUUUCAUGAAAGGAACACCCGAGUUUCCUCAAUGUGGGUUUUCAAGAGCAACUAUUCAAACCUUGGGCCAACAAGGAGUUGAUCCUUCAAAAUUCGCUGCUUAUAAUGUGUUGGAGGAUCCUGAGUUGAGAGAUGGGAUAAAGGAAUAUAGUUCAUGGCCUACUAUUCCUCAACUUUAUGUUAACGGUGAAUUUGUUGGUGGAUGUGACAUUGUUUUGAGUAUGGCUCAAAGCGGUGAGUUGGCGGAGUUUUUGGAGAAAGAGGGUGCAUUGAUUCCGGCUGAGGAUGAAGGGAAUCAAGUGGAAAGUGCUGAUGUAAAACCAAACAGAGAAUAA